GUUUAUUACACGUUUGGCCUUGACUUUGUCGAAAGCCACUCUUAAAUAUUGUCUUUAAGGAUUUGCAAAUCUCUCUCCAAAAGUAAAAAGAUUUGCAUAAUAAUAUCUUCAUCCUUACCACUUCCAAUCCAAUAUCACCAAACCCCUCACCCACCAAAAAGACAAUUAGAAUCUUGCCCUGUCCUUUUUUUUGAAUCCUUUUACGUAUCUUAACCACAUAUUUACGUUUGAUUGAAGUACAUAUAUAUAUAUGGACUAUGGUAAUAUGUAUAUUUUAUUUGAAUAUUGAAUAUUCUAUGGUAAAUAGAUCUCAAAUCUUCAUCUGGGGUUGUCCAAAGAUGGAAUCUUGAAGCAGAUAUUAACCCCCCGCCCCCAUGUUGAAUAAAUGGCUAGUUGGGCAGCAAAAGGUUGACCCUUUUUUUCUUUGGAAUUGAUGGGGUUAAGUGCUAGAGCUUCCAGAUUUCGUUCUUCUGUUUUUCCAUCUAAAUCUUUGCUUCCCAGACACCUUUCCACUAUGAGAACAAGAACAAUUUUUGGGAUCUCUAUUUCCCUAAUCAUCAUCAACAUGGCCGCUAUAAUGGAGCGUGCUGAUGAAAAUCUCCUUCCAGCGGUUUAUAAAGAAGUCAGUGAAGCUUUUUCAGCAGGACCAUCUGAUCUUGGGUAUCUCACAUUCAUAAGGAACUUUGUGCAGGGAAUUGCUUCCCCAUUGGCAGGUAUUUUAGUUUUAAAUUACGACCGUCCCACGGUUCUUGCAAUUGGUAUCCUCUUCUGGGCCCUGUCAACCGGUGCAGUGGGUGCGAGCAAAUAUUUUCUGCAGGUUGCCUUCUGGAGAGCAGUAAACGGCUUUGGUCUGGCAAUUGUGAUACCAGCUUUGCAGUCCUUCAUAGCUGAUAGCUAUAAGGAUGAAGUUAGAGGGACAGGAUUUGGGUUUCUCAAUCUAAUUGGUACUGUGGGUGGGAUAGGAGGUGGAGCUAUAGCUACAGUUAUGGCUGGUCAUGAAUUCUGGGGUAUACCAGGAUGGCGCUUUGCCUUCGUUGUGAUGGCAACUUUGAGUGCUUUGAUAGGAUUUCUUGUUUUCUCUUUUGUUGUUGACCCAAGGAGAAAAGCCAAUGUCCAGCAUGAUAUUUCAAAACACUCUGACAGGGAUGAAUUGAUAGAGAAAGGAUGCUCACAUAUCAAUUCGAUGUCAAUUUGGAUGGAGUCCUGGACAGCCAUGAAAACUGUCAUCAAACUCCAAACGUUUCAGUUCAUUGUUUUGCAGGGUCUAGUUGGAUCCCUACCUUGGACAGCCUUUGUUUUCUUCACACUAUGGUUUGAAUUAAUCGGCUUUGAUCAUAAUAGUGCAGCAGCACUUGUCGGUCUAUUUGCUGCUGGAUGCGCAUUAGGAUCCUUUUUCGGUGGAGUUGUUGCAGACAAAAUGUCUCAGAUAUACCCUCAUUCAGGACGUGUCAUGUGUGCUCAAUUUAGUUCUUUUAUGGGCAUCCCAUUCACAUGGUUCCUUCUUCGAAUUAUCCCCCCGUCUUUAAGCAGCUAUUCCACAUUUGCUGUGACUUUAUUCAUAAUGGGCCUCACAAUCAGCUGGUGUGCUACUGCUACCAAUGGUCCCAUGUUUGCAGAAGUGGUGCCUUCAAAGCACCGCACCAUGAUUUAUGCUUUUGAUCGUGCAUUUGAGGGUUCAUUUUCUUCUUUUGCUGCUCCAAUAGUAGGGAUUCUCGCUGAGAAAAUGUAUGGCUAUGAUGCCAAGUCUGUUGAUCCAGUAUUAGGAUCUGCAAGAGAGGCUUUAGCACUGUCAAAAGGCCUCUUUUCGAUGAUGGCUGUGCCUUUUGGUUUAUGUUGCUUGUUUUACACCCCUUUGUAUUGGACGUUCAAGCAGGAUCGUGAGAAUGCAAAACUUGCUGCUGCAAAAGAAACAGAGAUGAUAUGAUGAUUCCACGCUUUUCCUUUCUUUGUUUAUUCAUUCUUUUUGGAUCCUUGGGCUCAUCUGGCAAAUUAGUUCAUUUGGAUUUGGAGUUCCUUUCUGUGACCUCUGUGAUGUAUUGCCGCUGCACUGAUGGUAGGCCGAAACAACAGUGUUCCCGUCUAAUUUUGCAGAUAUUUCAUUUGGAGGCAGCAUCAACAACAGAUUAAGUCUCAAUUCUACUAAUCUCAUCUAAGAGAUCGUACUCACAAUUCAAGAAUGUAUUGAAACAAGCAGACGCUUUUGCCUCACAAGGUUAUGUCAGGCAUCAGACGGUCCAACUCUGAAGUAGUUGCUUCGGCCAUUUUUUGAAGUUAGAAGAAAGCAACAGAACUUUGCAUAGCAUCCUCUUACCACAAUUAAGUUAGUAUACAUCUGUGAUCUGACAUUGAAGUUGAAGUUUUGAUAUAAACAAAAAAUCUAACAUGUCAUCUUGUUAAUACCACUUUAAUUAAGUAUGUUAACAUGUCA
Molecule: messenger RNA, 2428 nt
Organism: Capsicum annuum
Lineage: Eukaryota; Viridiplantae; Streptophyta; Magnoliopsida; Solanales; Solanaceae
Product: protein spinster
Exons: 4
Coding region: 434-1924 (496 amino acids)
Biological process (GO): transmembrane transport
Cellular component (GO): membrane
Molecular function (GO): transmembrane transporter activity
Source: RefSeq, a predicted model, not a curated record